This is a messenger RNA of Eremothecium cymbalariae DBVPG#7215, 9372 nucleotides long. RefSeq names its product membrane morphogenesis protein VPS13 (gene VPS13). The record is from RefSeq and is a predicted model, not a curated record. The coding region runs from base 1 to 9372 and encodes 3123 amino acids. The transcript has a single exon. Gene Ontology annotation, cellular component: extrinsic component of membrane. Gene Ontology annotation, biological process: protein targeting to vacuole; late endosome to vacuole transport; mitochondrion organization. NCBI's taxonomy places the organism in Eukaryota, Fungi, Ascomycota, Saccharomycetes, Saccharomycetales, Saccharomycetaceae.
AUGUUAGAGUCAUUAGCUGCAGGUCUUUUGAAUAGGUUUCUAGGGUCAUAUGUUGAGAAUUUUGAUCCUAAACAGUUAAAUGUUGGCAUAUGGAGUGGGGAUGUAAAAUUAAGGAAUUUAAAACUCAGGAAAGAGUCAUUAGAUGCUCUUAAUUUGCCGAUCGAUGUUCUGUUUGGGUUUUUAGGGGAUCUUACACUGUCAGUUCCUUGGUCUAAUUUGAAGAACGAGCCUGUGAAGAUCAUUAUAGAGGAUGUUUAUAUGUUGUGUGCACCUGGAGAUAUUGUGAAUGUUGAUACUGAGGAGCAGGCUGAAAGGGAUUUUCGGGUUAAGUUACAAAAGUUGGCUAGACUAGAAAUGAUUAACCAAUCUAAACAUGAGGCGGAGAAUGAAUCCUCAAAAGAUGUGACUUUCACUCAAUCGUUGUUAACAAAGAUUGUUGAUAACUUACAGGUAACGAUUAGGAAUAUUCAUGUUCGUUAUGAGGACAUGAAGUGUACCUUCAGUGAGAAACCUUACACAAUUGGAGCAACAUUAAGCGAGUUUUCUGCAAUAUCCACAGAUUCGAACUGGAAACCUAGUUUCAUAUCAAUUACGCAGAGAAUUACCCACAAAUUGAUGAACUUAGAUUCUAUAUGUGUUUACUGGAAUACUAACAGUAAAUCUAUAUUGGAUGAUGAUCAAGAUGUUAUGAUUUCAAAAUUGAAGGGUUCGAUUGCAAGUGGUCACGACGUUCCGGAACAUCAAUUUAUUUUACGUCCUGUAUCUGGUACCGGUAAGUUAACGUUAAAUAAAGAAGGUUCAACUGAAGAGCAAGCACAUAUUGUUGCACAAUUGUUUUUCGAUGAAUUUGGGGUUGAAUUAGAUGAUACCCAAUACCGCGAAUUAUUACACACGAUGUCUAAGUUCCAUUGGUAUCAGAAAACUCUGAAAUAUAAACGGCAAAGACCGCCCUUCUCACCUUCCGAAAAUCCGAAAGGAUUUUUAAAGUAUAUUGCUAAUUGUGUGCUUUCUGAAAUCCACAAGAAGAAUUAUAUGUCAAGUUGGGAUUACAUAAAAGAGAGAAGACAAAAGAGAAAUGCGUACAUUGAACUAUGGAAAAGAAAGUUAAGGCUUGUAGGUCCAGAAAAUCCCUUGCCCGACCAAAAAGAUGAAGAAGCAUUGCUUAAACUUCAUAAGGAGUUGACUUAUGAUGAUAUUAAGUUUUUUAGAGCCCUUGCUAGACGGGAAUACGCAAAAGACAAAUUAAAGGAAGAAUCUGAAUCUCCAGAGCCUGCCCAAAGACAAACGAACCCUGGUGGUUGGUUUUCUUCUUGGUGGGGCUCUUCUAACCAAGCCAGUACCGAUGAAAGUGCUCUUUCAAUCACUGAAGAGCAGAAAAAGGAAUUAUUUGACGCGAUAGAUUUUGAUGAGAAUAAAGAGAUCAUGGAUUCGAUAGAUUUGCCAAGGGAUAGGGUUAAAAUGCGUAUAACAAAUUUACUAAACAAAGGAUCUUUAGUUAUCAAGCAUAGUUCCAAAAAGUUCAAGCUUUGUGAAGUUGUAUUUGAACAGUGCGCCGCUGAAUUCUUGCAACGGCCUGAUUCUUUCCUAGCGAAAUUUGAGUUGCAUGAGAUGCGUAUAGAGGAUGGCUCUCCAGAUACUUUAUACAAGCACAUAUUGAGUGUAAGUGAUCACCACAACUACCAUUCAGCUCCGAAUGAGGUGUCUGCUUCAGAGCCUUUCUUCCAAGUUGUUUUUGAAAACAAUCCUUUAGACGAAUCUGCUGACACUUAUUUGAAUAUUAAGUUAGGCUCCAUGUUAGUAUUUUAUCAUGCAAAUUAUUUGAAUCAACUUUUAAGAUUUUUCAAUCCUCCCAAGAAGCAUUGGGAUACUAUAACUGCCAUAAUGAAUGCCGCCGAAGCUACAGUGGAAGGAUGGACAACUCAAACCAGACUGGGUCUUCAGGCCCUGUUAGAAGAGCAUAAGACAUUAAAUUUAGUUUUUGAUGCAUCAUCUCCAACCUUCAUUGUGCCGUUAAAUCCUCAUGAAUGGUCUUCUCCGUGUGCUGUUUUGGACGCUGGUGAAAUGCAUAUGCAAAGUGAACUUGUUCCUAAAGAGAGAAUACGAGAAAUAACAAACUUGAGCGUUGAAGAAUACAAUAAAAAGUCUUCUAAUCAGUUAAAGAGACUAAUGUUUGACCGGUUCCAUUUGUUUUUGAAGGAUACUCAGUUCCUAAUUGGUCCAGAUAUAAAAUCUACUAUAUCAAGUUUGAGUGUUAAGCGCAGGGACAACCAAUUCUGUAUCUUGGAUAGAAUGGAGCUUCAAUUUAUUGUUGAUGUUUCUAUAUUUCCUAAAGCUUUGAACCUUCCACGAGUGAAAACUUCAGGUAAACUUCCGAAUUUAAAUUUAUACUUGAAUGAUUAUCAAUACAAGAUUUUAAUGCAACUAGUAGACAAAUGCAUCCCCAAUAUUGAUGAUUCUGAAGAGAUGGGCGAUGAUACGCCAAAUGAUGAUGAAGAAUUUCUGUUCUUGGAUGAUUUUAGGAAGCAGAGAUUAUCAGAUAGAGAAAAAGAUGUGGCGUUAUUACGGCAGACAGAGAGACGCUUAGCUCAAAUGACAACCACUGAAAUAAACCAAUCUGUAUUUGAACUAGAUUUAAAAGUUGACUCCGCACAACUUUCUUUGCAGAAAUGUGUUGAUGGUGCAACUAUGAAAUCACAAAAGCUCGUCCAAUUAUAUGGCAACGACUUGUUGUUAGAAUUUAAAAACAUGGCCAAGGAGAUGCAUCUUGAUUUACAUUUAAAUUCCUUGGAUUUGGAAGACUUUAUCGAUGAUUCGAACGUUGAGGAAUUCAAGAAAUUGAUCACAUCUUACAAUAUUUCAAGUGAAGAAACGAAAGAUCUGUUUCAGAUGAGUUAUCAUAAAACUCAAAGAAUUGUGAAUUAUGCAAACACAUUGAUUGAAGUAUUUGAUAGAGAUAUUAAUUUGACAAUGGCUGCUUUGAAGUUUGUUUUAACUCCUAAAUCUGUGCUGACUUUAAUUAAUUAUACACUUAAUACGUUUACGGAUCCCACUGCUGAACUCCCUGAAGAUGUUUUGAGACAUAACGAACCUGAUACAGUGGAUGCACCGGGGAAGAUCAACAUGAAACUUUCUAUGGAUGGAGUGACUGUGGUCCUGAAUGAUGAUUCGAUACAGUUGGCUACUUUAGAGUUAUCUGCCGCUGAAUUGAUACUAUUCAUCUUGCCUGAAUCGAUGAAGGCCAGUGCUAAAAUAGGUGGUUUACAGUUGACUGAAAAAAUUAGUGAAGAUCUACCACCAGAUUCAAUAUUUAGACAGUUGAUCUCUAUGCAUGGAGACGAAUUGGUUGAAUUGGUCUAUGAAACCUUCGACCCAACAAACAAUCCCCAUGAAUAUACUUCUAAACUUGACUAUAAAACAGGGUCUAUGACAGUCAAUGUUGUUGAGCAUUCAUUACAUAAGAUAAUAAAUUAUCUGGCCAAAUUUCAAAAGAUGAAAGGUUUAUUUGAUCGUGCAAGAUUAGCCGCUUAUGACCAAGCUGGAACAUUAGAUGUUGUGAAUAACAUGAAGAUGAAUGUUCUUGUUAAUGCACCUGUUAUCAGAUUCCCAAAGUUUGUUGAUCCACGAAGUGGGAAAUAUGAUGAUGUUACCUUUUUCCUAGGUCAGCUGUUUAUUGAGAACACUUUCAUCAAGGGGGGAAACGGAUUGAUUAAUAAAAUCAAAACUGGUAUCAGACGAGGCAAAUUUACUUCUUUGUUUCAUCUUGAAAAUAAAACCACUCAAAAGCUGUAUAUGAUGGACGAUUUAGAUCUUCAUUUUGAUAUCGAAAAUGAUCCUAAUGCGAAGUCUAAUGAUCCUGUUUUUAAGAUUCGCGGUUAUUUUGAGCCGUUUUCCAUUAAGAUUACAGAAUUGCAGCUCAAAUUCAUGUACUUAUUAUCAACCAGAUUGGCUGAAUCUUUUAUGAUUGAUGAAAUAAAGGAAACAGAUGAUAUGGAGUUUGCUGCUAUAAAUGCUAGCUCAGUAAUUGGCCCCAAUGCUCAAUACAAAGCUUCUUAUGACGUUUUUAAGGUCAAUAAGGAGACAGCGGCACCAGAUCCAAAUGGGAUAUUUUUAGAUGUUGCAUUUGAUGCGCCAAGUGUUUCUUUAACGUUGUUUAAUCAAACAAAGAAUUUUCAAGUUGUUGAUAAUCAUGGAAUCACUGAGAUUAAAUUACAUGAUAUUGGGCUGAAGUUGCACCUAACGCAUGAGAGUACUCUAAAAGCGGAAGUGCAUAUCGCAGCUUUCACGGUGGAAGACAUCAGAACUUCGAAAGAUAAUCGCCAUACAAUGUUAAUUCCGAAGAUAGAUGGUAAUAACUAUCAAUUUAUGGGCUCUCUAAAUCGCUAUACUGUAGACUCUACGGAACUGCUUGACCUUGCAAUCACAGUUGACAGUCCGAAAGUUAUCUUAGCAAUGGAUUAUCUAUUUGCUUUAAAGUCUCUCUUUGAUAACGCUUUCAACGUUAAAAAAUCAUCUACCAUUCCUGAAACCAAUGAGAGAAGACUGUCAAUUGAUGGAAAUAAUACAAGUGUUGUUCCACUAACAUCAACGAGCUCCCCAAGUUCUACCAAAUUACAAUAUUCAAUCAACAUUGUAAACUCACAAGUUAUCGUAUUAGCCGAUCCUUCAAAGGUCGAUUCAGAAGCCGUUGUAUUUUCUGUCGGGCAACUAUUACUAUCCGAUCAAAAUAUAAUUUCUCUGUCAAUAAACAAUGUUGGAAUGUUCUUGUGUAAGAUGGGUUCUCCAACUGAAGAUAAAAUUAGGUUGUUAGAUGAUUGUUCUUCUACCUUAAUAAUUGAUAACCGUGGAUCAACAAAAAGCAAGUUACUCACGGAAAUUCAGGGCUCAAUUGGUAACAUGGUCAUGAGACUUUCCUUGAGAGAUAUUAGAUUAGCCAUCUCAAUUUUCAAUAAAGCUAUGGGACUUGCAAAGGAUAAUGGUUUAAUCAGUGAGAAGACUGAAGAAGAACAGGCGACUUUAGCAACAAGGUAUGGAAGAUUCUCCAAAGAUUUCAAGGAAAAGAUUAAGCGUUAUGCACCAAGUAUUGUUUCCUCAGUAAGUGAUUUAUCUAGAGAUACCAAUACUUACGUUCCAACUUCGGAGGUGAUUUUAAAGGCGGAAAAUAUGGAUAUCGAUUUUGCUGGUAUGAGACUAGUGUUAAUUGGUGACGUUCAUGAACUUCCCAUACUUGAUUUUAAUAUAAAACCUUUUACAAUAGAUGCGAAAGAUUGGUCCUCUAAUGUAGAUGCUGUCGCUACUAUUGAAACAUACACAAAUGUUUUCAAUUAUUCGAGAUCUAGCUGGGAGCCUCUAAUAGAGGCAUUUCCGGUUACUUUUCAUGCUACGAAAGGAGGUGAUAAAGAUGCUUCAUUUUUAUUUGAAAUCGUUUCCAACAAAGUUGCCGAAAUCACACUCUCAACCAGAACAAUUGCACUGCUAUCUAAUAUUUCAGACUCUUUAUUUACCUCUACUGAUACAAAUUUAAUUGCUAGGGGGGCAGAGAAGCCAUAUAAGGUCUUUAAUGACACGGGAUUAGAUGUAAAUAUUUGGAUUAGAGAUGAUAACAGUUCAGAUGGUCGUCGCCAAUUGACUACUCUACCGUAUACUGCCACGAUACCUUGGGAAUUUGAGGAUUGGAGAGCUGUUAGAGAGAGUUUAGAUACUGAUAAUAGCAAGAAUAUCUUACAUGUGGAAUUAUGUGAUAGUAAUUAUAACACCAUUAUUGAUGUGGACGCUACUGAAGAAGGAGAGACACUACAUAAGCUCUAUCCUACUGUGAACGACGUGCAUAAUAGAUUGGUGACAGACUUGAAAUUAUGCGAAAAUAACGUCAAAUUAAUUACUUUAAGAUCAUCUUUGUUGAUUGAAAAUUCCACAUACACCAAGCUUCAAAUUAGAAUCGGAUCCAAUGAACAGAAUGUGCUGAUUAUAGAGCCGUCUGAAAAGCGUUCCAUCCCUAUCGAUGCUGUCUAUAAUUCACGUAUAUUUGUUCGUCCGUCAAACGGCUCUAAAUACAGAUGGUCUAAUUCGGUGAUAUAUUGGGAUUAUUUAAUCAAACGAGGACCUCAGGCGUUGUAUUGUGAAGCUAUAGAAUCUGAAACAACUUUUCACCUAGAGGCAGAGGCCCGAUAUCAUUAUCGAGAACAGUUAUCCAAGGCUUACCCCCAUAUGACUGUUGUGGUUUCUUCACCAUUAAUUAUUGAGAAUUUGUUACCCUAUGACAUGUCGUUCUUACUAUUUAGCCGUAACACGCGUUCUAAAAACCCAAAACUACUAAAGAAGGGCGAGAAAGUACCUAUUCAUGAUAUAUCACUAGAAGAUUUUCUAUUAUUUGCUGUUCAACCCGUGAAUGAGGGUUUUAAGUGGUCGAAUGAAAUCAUCAUCAAUUCUCCAAGGAAUGCGGAAAUCAAGCCUGAAAACAAAGUGCAGCUCAAACAUGACUCUGGGCAAAAAGUAAAUUUGAAGUUGCAUUACCAUAAAAUUGAAGGUAUGAGAGCUAAACUCAUAAGUGUAUACUCUCCAUAUGUGAUUUUAAACAAAACUGAGCGGGAUCUAUAUAUUGAAGGUGAUAGGCAAUGUGGAAUAAUGCACUCACCAGCUUAUAUUAAGGAUGGCAAGCGGUUUAGUAAACCAAAAAUAUUUUCAUUUGACAGGGAUGAUAGAAAUAAAAACCGGGCGCGUAUCAGAUUUAGGGAUAGUGCUCCAAGUAUUCCCACAUCCUUUGAAGCUAUUGGACAGGCUGUUGAUGUCAGUAUGGAUAUUCCCAAUAAAGAUAAAGAAUGUAACAUUGGCAUCUACGUUACUGAAGGAUCUGGUAAAUAUAGCUUAUCUAAAGUUGUGGAGAUCCAGCCUAGGUAUGUGAUAAGGAACAGAUUUGAUGUCGAUAUAAUGAUCACCGAAAGCGAGUUCACGGAUGGAGUUUCAACAUUAACACCUGGGUCUUCCGCACCACUUUACAAGUUACGGAAUUUUGUGAAUAAGCAACUUAGCGUAAAAUUUUUGGGUUCUGAUUCUGUGUGGUCUCAACCAUUUAUGAUAAAAGAUGUGGGCACCACUUAUUUAAAGGUUUUAAAACAGAGCUCGGGACAAAUUUUGUUGAGGGUUGAUAUCUAUCUAGACAACGCUACACUAUUUGUAGAGCUAAGUGAUGCUAACGACAAAUGGCCAUUCUCCGUCAGGAACUUCAGUGAUCAUGAAUUUAUCUUUUGGCAGCGUGACCCGAGGAUCAUUGAUGAAGAUGAAGAUGAUCUUGAUUACCGUUCUGAUUAUGAUAGUCGUGGUUAUGCUCCAUUAUAUUAUCGUGUGCCUCCAAGAAGUGUGAUGCCUUAUGCUUGGGACUAUCCAAGUGGCAGGCAAAAGAAACUUGUCAUUCAUGCUAAGAAUAGAAGAAGAGAGAUAGAUCUAAACGAACUAGGGAACUUGAAACCAAUGAGGUUGCCAGGUGCCAGUAAGUCAGAUCCUCCUUUGAUUGUCGAUUUCAACAUCGUCAUGGACAAUGGCGUUCAGGCAUUGGUUAUAACUAAUUACAAUGAAGAGUUGAGUUUAUACAAGUUGAGGCACCACCAAUCCACAUCUAGCUCCUUGUCUGGUAGCACUAACAAUGAACCAUUUGAAGUGAAUGAUAGUGACAAUGAGAUUAAAAUGAGGGUAUCUGUUGCCUUCCAAGGUGUGGGAAUAUCCCUAAUCAAUACAUCUAGGUUACAAGAGUUGCUGUACAUUAGCAUGAAGGGGUUAGAGUUAAGAUACAAUAACUCUGAAAUAUAUCAGACAUUGACCUGGAAGUUGAAGUGGAUCCAAGUGGACAACCAAUUAUUUGGCGGUAUCUACCAAAAUAUUUUAUAUCCAACUCGCAUCCCCAAUACUACAAAGGAGAUAAAUGUCCAUCCUGCUCUCUCAGGAUCCAUAUCAAAGGUCAAAGAUAGUACCCACAGUUCCUUGAAUUUCAAAUUUGCAACAGUAUUGUUGCAAGAGAUGACGUUACAGUUGGAUGAGGAUUUUCUGUUUGCAUUAAUAGACUUUUUCAAAAUUCCUGGAGCAUCAUGGCAGAGAGCGAUCCCAGAUGAACUCUGUUCUGAACUCUGCGAAUUAUCAGAGCCAACCAAAACGCAAAGUGAUUUGGAUGUUUAUUUUGAGAUGCUGCAUAUUCAGCCGACAUUACUGCACUUAUCGUUUGUACGUACAGAACGGGUAAAUGCAGACGAAGAGGAAAAGAAAGCACAAGGCACAAGUACCCUUAUGUUCUUCUUGAAUGUAUUAACCAUGGCCUUGGGUAACGUGAACAGUGCUCCUAUUAAGAUGAGUUCACUCAUGAUGGAAAAUGUGCGGGUUUCAAUGCCUGCCUUACUAGAGGUCAUCCAAGCACAUUAUGGCCAGCAGUUCUUCUACCAAUUGCACAAGAUCUUGGGUUCUGCAGACUUCCUAGGAAAUCCUGUUGGUCUUUUCAAUACAAUCAGCUCCGGAGUCAAGGAUUUAUUUUACGAACCAUAUCAGGGGUACAUCAUGAACGACAGACCCCAGGAAUUAGGUAUCAGUUUAGCUAAAGGAGGUCUCAGUUUUAUGAAAAAGUCUGUGUUCGGCCUCUCAGAUAGCUUCUCCCGUCUCACAGGAUCUAUGGCCAAGGGCCUCUCCGUUGCCACGCGAGACUCGGAGUUUCAAGGCCGUCGCCGUUUACAACAACGCCAACGAGGCGCUGUCGGCUUUGCCGCCAGUGCCUCCUCAUUCAUGAACACCAUCGGCAGCGGUAUCACUGGCGUCGCCCUGGAUCCCUACAAAGGUGCAAGCAAAGAGGGCGCUACAGGCUUUUUGAAAGGCCUGGGCAAGGGCAUCAUCGGCCUCCCCACAAAAACGGCGAUCGGCGUUCUCGACCUCGCAAGCAACGUCAGCGAGGGCAUCAGAAACACAACCACCAUGAUGGACGGAGGAACCAUCGACCGUGUGAGGCUCCCCCGUUACGUCGGCCUUGUUGAAGUCAUCAAACCUUACAACGCUAGAGAAGCCCAGGGCCAGUUCUGGCUCAAAACAGCCAACGGAGGCCAGUUCCAAUCCGACCAGUAUGUCGGCCACCUCGUCCUCCGCAGAGAGGGAAACGUCGUCCUGGUAUCCCUCUCCCACAUCCUACGCAUCAGCCUGUCCACCAGAGAGGUCCUCGAACAAGCAAAUUUCACAGACGUCGGAGGCGUCAGACUCUCUAAGAACGGUCUGCAUGUCGUCCUGCGCACCCCGCCCAACCACCAGCUGUUUUUCGCCUGCACAGACACAGAGGAGCGCCGCUACCUCUACAAAACCGUCGCGGUCGCCGUCAGUGAAUUCAACCAACGCUACGACACGGAGCUCUAG